AAGGAGAGAGAGAGAGAGAGCGAGAGAGAGCCACCAAAUUGGCCAGCACCAUCUUUUACCCCCGCGGCCGUGCGGUGCGUACCGAAAGCGUAGAGGGAAAGAGCGAAACGCACACCAAAGUAAAAGGGAGCAGCGGCAGACGGUAGAGCGUACGUGCGGAUGCGUGCCAAAGUGGGCCAGCCAGUAUCUUCAGCAAAGGGAACUGUCAAGAUGGCCGUCGCCAGUUAGUGCUGCCGUGUUGCUGUGUGGUAUUGUGUCAAAUGCAACACACCGCCCGAACCAGUGCGGACCGCUCGAAGUGAUCAGAAGGGAAAAGCGUUCCUCCCCGUCCCCUUCCGAACCAAUCCCCGCGUGCGCGCGCGCGCGCCCUGUGUGCAAGAAAACGGCUACCGAAGGUCUGUGCAAGGGAGGGGAAAACAUAUUUACAACCGGACACAAACACACACACACACACACACCACACAUACGAUACACCCGCACCCGUACCAGCCGUACCCGCCAAUCGGUCAACAAACCUACGUGCAAAGGGUAAUAAAGUUCUCGCGAACAGUGCAGUUCCCCCACCACCCGCCUCUUCCCAUUACCCACGAGGCGUUCCGUAUGACGACGACGACGACGACGGCGACAACAGUGGAGCGCAAAACAAAGGGCCAGCACGGGCGGGGAGCAGCAAACGUAAAGGCGUAACAAGUAGAAGGAAAAGAGCGUAAUUUCCGAGCAGCUCCCGUGUCCCCGCGUGUGUGUUUGUGUGCGUGUGUGUGGAUGCAGGCAGGCAGACACAAACAAGUCUGACGGCGCAUCCAGACGAUCUUCUAGCAGUGCAGGCGCCAUGUGCAAUAAAACCAUUCGCGGCCAGCACACAGCACACAGCACGGCAAGGAACAAAGGGUGAAAGGAACAGUCCGAGUGCAGUGAAGUAAAAGCAAAAAAAAAAACAAAAAAAAACAGUGUGUCACCAGCAGCCUCGUCGCCUCAUUGCCCUCGCCUUCCCCCCCUCCAAAAAAAAAAAACACCCACAAGGUACGGGUUCGCUACACGGAAGGGAGCAGAUCCGCGACAGUGUUUAUGUCUGCCCUAGCUUGCACGUCUGCACGUGUCUGUGUGUCUGUGUGUGUAUGUGUGCAUUUGUGUUUGUGAUUGUGCGUGAAAAGUCGUGUGGUGCGCCUCGAGGAAAACAGCGGCGUAAACCAAUCAGCCAAUCAAGUCUGCCCCCCCAGCAAAAGCCCAGAAGGAAGUGAGAAAAACGCCGCUCGCUGUCGUGGCCGCAUGGUGUGACCGCCAGCCAGCACCCGUGCUAACCAUCCGGAGUACUUCUCUGCCCACACAAACACACAGAAACACACGCUCGUAACGUGGUGGUCCAUUGGCCAACACAAGAAGAGGGCCCACCACCAACAACAACAACAACAACAACAACAACAACAACAACAAGAGUCUGCAAUCAACAGCAAAAAAAGGCACGGUAUGGAACAACAACAGGGUCACCGCGCCAGCAGAGUGUCGUGGUGGUGAUGGUGCUGGUGAGGGGCUAGGGGCGGUAGCGCAAAUUAAAAGGAAGAAAGGAAUCGGCGGAGAUUUGGAGUUGCAAUCAAAAGAAGAAGAAAAAAACCACAGGAAGCGGCCUUCUCCCUCCGCCCGUGUGAUUUUGUUUGUGUGAGUGUGCGUGCGUGUGUGUGUGUGUGUGGAUGCGUUUUGCGAAGCAUGGACAGUGUGGUGGUACUCGAGUACGGCACCACCAGCAGCAGCAGCAGCAGCCGCAGCCUCCUCGGCUAAUGUGUGGGCCAGGCAAGGCAAGCGUUCGUCCCAGCAGCAGUCGGUGCCCCACGAUGGGUGUAGUAGCAGCAGCUGCCGCGCUGCCAGCCAGACAGUCACAAUAGGCAAAAGGUCGAUUUCCGCGCGAUUCGUACGUGUGCGUGCGUGUCUUUCUCUGUGUGUGUCUCUGUGCGCUCCUUUCGUGCGUGCGCCGCGCCGCGCUUUUUGUGUGUCUCCCCGUUCUCCCAGUGUUUGUGUGUGUGUGUGUUCGUUUUUUUUGCGUGCGUGUGUGUCAUUGUCCUGUGCAAGGCGCGUUGCUCCCGGGGGGACCACCGCCAUCCGCCCCAAAACCCGGGAGAGCUGUUCGGGCGCCAUGCCGCCAUUGCCCCAGCGGCGCGUCCACUCCUUCCUCCGUCCGCUGGUUGCGGUUCCGUGCCUAGCCAUGUGCGCGCCCGUUCCUGCUGCUGCUGCUGUUGUUGUUGUGCUUUGUCGCGUAUGACCCAUAUAAAAGUCGCAACGGGCCAAAUCUCAUCCUCCUCAUUAGCGACCAGCAGCAGCACCCUAGUCUAGUGUGUUUCUGCGUGAGCGUGUGUGUGUUUUUUUGUGGUACCCUGCCCCCUGAUCAAUACCCCAGCCAUACGGGGUGAAAAAAAGAAGAAAAAGAAGCAGUAGUGCAGCGCGCUACAAGUCGCUACAGUGUUGUAUUUUAUGUGUUUUUGUUGUUGUUAGUGUACUUGUGUGUGUGUGUGCGUUUGUGUGCGUGAUGUGUUGUGCGUGUGCCGUAGCUGCUGCUGCGGCCGCUACGAAUCCUGCCGGGGGAAGCGCUAGGCGGGAAGCAGGGCGGCAGACGAACGUUUGGCAAAGACGCUCCGUCCUCUGCGAGUAAACAACUCCUCCGCGAUCAACAACAACAAAAAACGCCAAACCAAAGUCGCCGUUUUGUUCACAUUCAACCGUAUCGAACGAACCGGCUCCAAAAACCUGCAAACCCUCCCCCCCCCCAACCACAACUGUCCCCAGAGCCUGUCCCCUGUCCCGCAAAAGCAAAAGGGACACCGAGGGCGGCACCGGCAGUCAGCACCGCAUGCACAGGGAAGUGUGUUAAAACAGCAAAAAAAAAAAACGGAAACGGCCGACCAGAGACAACUGAAAAAAGACUCACACGCGGCCGAGAUCCCUCUCCCGGGCACUUAUAGAACGAGAAAAAGAGAGAGCGCGAGCUUGUACGCGUGACUGUGUUUUAGGUGUGUGCGUAGACGGGGCGACACGGGGAGAGGCGCGCAUGGUGGGGCUGAUGGCAUUGGUCACAAGCCCGAUCAGCAGCAGCGGCAGCAGCCCCAUCAACAACAGCAACAACCAAGACGGCACCAAUAAUACGGACAAGAAAUCAGCGCGCGAUGAAGAGACACAAUCGAAAGUAAUCCGAGGCCGCAGCGGAUGCCCGAAGUUCAGCACCAGCCAAGGGACCAUCGCCUUGAUGCUUGGGUCAGGCGAGCAUCUUCGUGCCUCGUGCGAGGAUCAACUCACGGCUACCAGCAUCACCGCUGCUGCUGUCGAUCCGGCCGCCGACAACGCCGACAGCGGCGGCAGCAGCAGCAGAAGCAGCAGCGCCGCGAAUGACGAUGCGCCGGCAGCCAGCAAUGGGGCCGACGGUGGCGGCAUCGGCAUGGCGGACACCGGCGAGGGCAAGGUGGAAGGCAGAGCGCCCAGUCGACCGGCGUCCUCGUGCAGCAGCGGCAGCAGCUCGUCCUCCUCCGACAUUCAGCAGCACCUGCAGUCCAUGACCUGCCUGCUCCGGCCGGAAGAAACGCUCAAGAUGGCGGUGAAGCUGGAAUCGUUGCGGACGGGUCGCACCCGAUACUUGGUGGUGGUGUCGCGCACCGUCACCAGCAAGCGCCAUAGCACCGCCGGCACCACGCCGUACCAUGGGGCGAGCGGUGGCACCAGUUCCUCGAUCGGUAGCAACGCCGCCUCCUCCUCCACCUUGCAAAUGGUCGCGGCGGCGGCGGCACCACCCGCCACGUACGCCACAGUUGCGUCCCAGCAGUUCGGUCGCGUCAGCUCGACUGUGCCGUCUGGGCAACAGCAACAACACUUGCGCCACAGCGGUAGCAGCAGCAGCAGCAGCGAAACGUUUAACGGCAGCGACACGUACGUGUCCAGCCUAGACAACUGCGUCCUGAGCGUUGGCUGCUCUGCCGGUGGCGGUCGGCUACCGCCCACCGGUGGCAACGCAGCGCCAACGUGCAGAAGCGAUCAAUGUGAUAGUAAAGCUAAUAGUAGGUUAAUCAGUAGCACGGUAAGCGUGGACGCGGUAACGUCGCCGGACUAUGUCGGUGCGCCGUUCGCUUCCCCGAGCGGUGGUGUGGACGAUGCGACGACGCUCGGCGGCGAUAGACGAAGCUGCGCGAUCGAUUCGACGUGCUUGUACGAGCCCGGUGAGCAGCAACUGCAUCCAGCAAACAGCAGCAGCACCAGUGCCAUCCCCGUGGAAGGAGGGAAAAAGCUCGAGGAGUCCUGCCUGCUUGGCAUCGACUGCAACGAGCGGACGACGGUUGGCUUGGUGCUGAAGGUGCUCGCCGACACCUCCAUACGGUUAGACGGUGACGGUGGCUUUAGCGUUAGCUCCUGUGGCAAGCAGCACAUCUUUAAGCCGGUGUCGGUACAGGCGAUGUGGUCGGCGCUGCAAACCCUGCACAAGGCCUCGUUUAAGGCGCGCGAGCACAACUUCUUUGCCGGCGGCCCGUCCCACGACUGGGUGGCGUACUACGAGGCGCACAUCGACUCGGACCGCUCCUGUCUGAACGAGUGGAACGCGAUGGAUUCGCUCGAAAGCCGCCGCCCGCCGUCGCCGGGCUCGAUACGCAACAAACCGACCGAACGAGAGGAAACGGAAAGUGUGAUACGCUCCAAGCUGAAGGAGGUGAUGAUGUCGGUCGAUCUGGACGACGUGACGUCCAAGUUCAUCCGCGGCCGGCUCGAGGAGCUGCUCGAUAUGGAUCUGGGCGAGUACAAACCGUUCAUCGACGCGGAGAUGCUCGUCAUCCUGGGCCAGAUGGACGCACCGACCGAGAUCUUCGACCACGUCUAUCUCGGCUCGGAGUGGAACGCCAGCAAUCUGGAGGAGCUGCAGCGUAACGGCGUCCAUCACAUACUGAACGUGACGCGCGAGAUCGACAACUUCUUCCCCGGGCUGUUCCACUACUGCAACGUGCGCGUGUACGACGACGAGAAGACGGACCUGCUGCGGCACUGGGACAACACGUUCAAGUUCAUCUCGCGCGCCAAGAUGGAGGGCUCGAAGGUGCUGGUGCAUUGCAAGAUGGGCAUCAGCCGGUCCGCGUCGGUCGUCAUUGCGUACGCGAUGAAGGCGAACGGGUGGGACUUUGGGCAGGCGCUGCAGCACGUGAAGGAGAAGCGGAGCUGCAUCAAGCCGAACAAGAACUUUCUGAUGCAGCUGGAAACGUACCAGGGCAUGCUGGAUGCGAUGAAGAACAAGGAGAAGCUGCAGCGCAGCAAGAGCGAAACCAACCUGAAGCUGACCGGCGCGAAGGAGGGCCGCUCGUUGCCCGGCAGCGAACCGACGCCCCUGAUACAGGCGCUCAACGGGGCGAGCGGUGGUGGUAGUGGUGGCGGUAAAAAGCACCCCUCCUUCCCGAUCGUGCACGCGCUGGGCAAAGAGGCAGUCGCUGUGGCGGAGAAGGCAGCACCUGCGCCAGAGGAGGACCCGAGCGCCGACGGCGUGGAUGAAGGUGAUGCCGGCCCGUGCCGGGGUCGAACGCGCACACGACAGCUGAAGGUGGGAGCAUCCGGGCAGCAGCCAGACCAUCGGCAGGGCGAACCGACGUCCCAUCCCGUGCCCUUGGGAGCGGCAGCGCUCGCCAGCAGCAGCAGCCCGCCCGGCCCGGCCUCGACAGCGAAGGCUGCGGCGAAAUGUUUGGCCAACCUGUACCUCCCGCAGGGCCCGUACAAACCGUGGAGCGCUUGCGACGGGCGGAUCUGUACACGGGCGGCGGGUGCGCUGAAGCGACACAAGAGCCUGUCGCCGGAAUCGCUCAAUCCUCGCUGGCCGGACGGUGCGGAGUUUGCCGGCUCGUCGCUAGCGUACGCGGAGCAGCCGUUUGCGGACGCGAGCAAAGCGUCGCGUACCCGCACCAUGCUCGAGCUGGACGGUGCGGGCGACGCGGGCGGACCGGCGUCAGCGUCCGGGCGGCGCAAGCAGCAGAGCUACUCGCUCGAGCACCUGCACGGCGGGGCGCUCGAGAUGCGGUCGCCGUGCACGCCCGAGACGAAGACGAUAAGGAUGCCGUGCGGCAACGGGCAGAAUUAUAGCGUGUCGCCGAACCAGAUAGUGCACUUGCAGGACAAGAUGCCGUCGCGGUCGGUGCGCCAGCCCGGUGCCUCCGUGAAGCCUGCCCUCGCCGGCAGCACCACCACGCCGAAUCGAACGGACAGCUUGCUGCGGAAACUGUUCCCCACCAGCAGCAGCAGCAGCCACGUGGGAGCCGGUCAGGAAGCUGCCGCCGGAUCCUCGCCAGUGCAGUCACUUACUACAACAGUGCCAUCCAACAACACCACCACUAGCAGCAGCAGCAGCAGCAGCAGCAGCAGCAGUAGCGUCAUCCCCUUGUCGUCGUCUGCGUCUACUGCCUCGUUGCCAGUGUCCACGGUCAAAACAAUCGUCAGCGAGCUGGAGUGCAACAGUGGUAGCGCCAACAUACCGAUCGCGCCGCCACCGUUGCUGACGGACCCGGGCGCCGCACUGGCGGGCAGUGUCCCGAUACCGAUCGCUUCCGUGGCGGCGGAGGCUGCGGCCGUCGCCGUUGCCUCGGCAAUACGCGAAGCGUCACGCAAGAACGUCGUGCUGGACGGUGGUGCGGAUACGCUGCUCACAGCUGCAGCGGACGCGAACAGUUCCGCCCAGUGGGAUCCGGGAGAAGCGAUCGCACCGUUGGCCGGUGAGAUUAAGACCGCCGAACCACCCCCGAUCUGUUGGACGUCGUCCGCGCAAAUCAUACAGCAGUGCAGUGGGACGGCAGCGUUCGUGGAGCCGGUCGAGCCGGCAAGCAGCAGCAGUGUGGAGGUCUGCGGGCGGAUGGUCGAAUCGGAGCCCGUGGCGGAGCAGCAGGGCGUUAUGCGCCAAUGCUCCUGGAGCAGCUGCGACUCGAGCUGUGCCGGCAUCGUGGACGGUCCCUUCGUCGCCUGCUUUGGCCAGCGGUGCGUACCCAGCGGCAGUGGGGCUGCUCGAAGCGGCAGUGCGCCGCCCCCGAUCGAGGAGAAGGAAGAUAUCCCCUGGCACCCGGGCACGGUGAAGCGCACGAAGAAACGCAUCGAAGAGCGUGGCUCGAACGCGGCAGCAGCGACUAGCAGCAGCAGCACGUUGAAAUGGACCGGCCCGGCCUCGGAAAAGGUUCCAGCCCCGGUCGGGCACGAACCGGCGCACAACCUCCCAUCGGCCGAUCCCCUUCACCUGCCAACGAACCGUGCCCGCCAGGGCAUGGUGUCAUCGAGCUACGCCCGCCUUUCCGCCUCGGCGCCCGACUCCUACAACAUGUACGCCGGCAGCCGAGCGGGUUCAACCAGCGGGCCGGCCCUGGACCCAGCGCCGGCCGCCAAACGCCAAACCAAGCUGAACCAGCAGCAUUCGUUCGCGGCUGCGGUGAACCUGCUGGCGCGGACGGGCGAACCGGGCGCUGCCGCGCCGUACUGCUUGCGGGUGAACGUGCGCGGCAGCACGGCCAACCGGCAGCCGCAGAAGCCCGAGGAGGCCGCGGACGAGGAGGAUGCGUUCAGUGCUGGCAAGGUGCGCAAUCUGAAGAUGAACUUCGAGGCGAAAUCGAACGAUCGGCGCACGGGCCAGAAGAAGGUACGGUCGCUGCCGUCCUCGCCGGUCGCCGUACACGUGUCAAUGGGUGGCCAGGUGAAGCAGCAGCAACACCAACCCAUCGCCACCGCGGCCACGCCGCCCAGCACGGUGGCCGCGUCCAGCCCAGCCAAACCGCUGCCCGAAGACGUGACGGUGCGCGACCUGGUCGAUCGGUACGAGGUGCACGGGCCACGCAUGCGCCCCACCGGCAGCAACUCUCUGUCCCGCACCCAGCGGCCCCGGUCCGUGUUCGAGCCGCUCAAGCAGGGCGGCAAAGCGUGCGUGCAGGCGCCGGGCCCGCUGACACACUCCACGUCACAGCUGCGGCUCGACGAAACGAUGCGCCCGCCGGUGCCGCCGAUCGUGCGCGGCUUGGUCAUACCGGCGCACGGUGCGGGUGGCGCCAAUACGGCUCACUGCAGCAACAACAACAGCAGCAGCAGCACCACCACCACCGGCAACAGUCACACGUACAUCGGCGCCGGACCCAGUAUUAGUGCCACCAGUAACGCCCGGAACAACAACAACAACAACAACGCACGCUCGGCUGCGUCGCAGCAGGGUGCGGGCGGCAGUGCAGUCGAAGGAAGGGGAGUGGCGCUCAGCACGGUAGGGGGCGGCAAGCGCAUGCAGCAGCAUGGCCGGACGCACCCGCUCGCCAAGAUCAGUCCGGGCGCGCGGCAUCACCACCAUCAUCACAUCGUGCAUCACCACUACACGGUCGGGCCGCUGCAGCAGCAUCGGCACAUGGGUGCGGCCCCGGGACCGCCCGUGUCCGGCACGACGGGACCGGCCGCGACAACGGUCACCGCCAACGCGUACAACACGAUGUGAGCACAAGACCAGGGAGAGAGAGAGAGGAUAGCGAUAAUUUCUUUCUUUCUUUUUUUAAUACGUCGCGCAACUCCCAAAACCACACGGAGCUUUGUAGUGAUAGUGAACGAUGCGCCCGUUGCGUUCUAUAUCUUGUUUUUUUUUUAAUUACUUUUUGAACGAUUUUUGUCAUGUUCAUCGAUUUCCUGUCUGUUUAGUGAGACGAGGGCCACGAUAGGAGAGGAGACGGUCACAAUUAGGUAGCCUGAGCGAUAACGUGCGAAAGAGUUGGGCAGCCUGAGGGAGUGUAGAGCCGGCAGAGUGCCCAAGAGCCACGUAUUUAUUUUAUAACGCUUUAUGCAUCGUGAGUCCAAAUUGUUUCGUAUAUGUAUAUUUUUUUGGUUUUGCUCCAUAUUCUAGAAUGUUGAGCCUUCAUCAUGCUGCGCGUGAGUGUGCGUGUGUGUGUGUGUUAGUAUGUUUGAUGCUGUAAUUAUGAUUAAUGUGACUCGAUUUACCCCGCUGUAUACUCGAUGCCUCUCUCUCUCUCUCUCUCUCUCUCUCUCUCUCUCUCUCUUUCUUUCUUUCUUUCUUUCUUUCUUUCUUUCUCUCUCUCUCUUUCACACACACACACAAACAUUGUGUUAUAUUUUGAUUGUGUCUUUCUUUUUUCUCAGACAAAAUUUUGUCUAUUUUAGUAGUACGCCCCCUUUCCCAGUAAGGAUAACAGACGCGUUUACGUAAACGGUGCAAUAGUUGCAGAACAGCGGUAAAGUUAAUUUAAAGACAGAAUCAUGCCAAACACUGUCACAGGUCGAAAACAAUGGCGUGGCAUUGUAACACUACCGACACAAUAGAUAGGGUUCCGCGCGCGUCGUCGUUGUUACGCGUUUAGUGAUGCAUGGUUGCAUUUAUGUUAUUUUUUGUUUAUUUUUUUUAAUUUUAUUUCUUAUUUUUCACAUACACAUACACUGUAAAGCUCUCCUUCGCCGUUCUUCUGUGUCAGUCAGUUAGCAUUGCCUCCAUCCUCUGUGUUUUUUCUUUCAUCCCAGUUCUCUACUCUGUUCGCACACUGGGGGGUUUUCUCUGUUCGUUCUUGGUUUAACUAUUGUACCGAUACGCUAAUGCUGUGCUAGUAAUGAUGAUUGUCGAAUUUACACACACACACACCUACACACAUCGUGGUGAUCUUGCGCUGGGUCUCCGACCUCCCGACACCAGCAUGAAAGGGACGUCCAAUUUAUAAUUAACUGAUGCUGAUUUAAUAUUAAAAACCGACUGCAAUCGCUUUGCUUCCGUCAGGUCAUAAUUCUGAGUCUGAUUUUGGGCCGCGAGCCGCGCAAAUGCAAACAGCCUAGACAAUAUACGCAAUGCUUGAAUAGUGUGCGCACCGCUAGAAGAUACAUAAACGUUACGUAUUUUUAUUUUAGUUGGAUUGUUUUUUUUUUGUUCAUUAAAUUGAAUUAUAUCUUUCAUAGCACACGCCUUUCUGCCUCUCUAAAAGUCUUGAAACGUCCUAGUCAAACGAAAAACAAACAAACAAAGAAUGCAAACACACACACACACACAUCCAAAAAAAACCGAACCAAAAACUUUGCCUUUGUUUGGCGUACAUACAUUUAAUUUCGCAAUCCGUUAAAAUCAUUCCAGUCAAUCUAUUGCAAAACAUUUGUUUUACCUUAAUUCCUUCCCACUGCUUUGUGUCUAGCCCAGUAGUAACCGGUACUGCACUUUCUUUGUCCGGGUUUUGGUUGUUUUUUUUUUUUUUUGGUUUUGUGUGUCUGGUGAUCUACUUUGUUCUGUCGCGUGUGUUUCCUCCUUUACCCGUUUUCUUUCGCACAAAAAGCAGCAACGCGCAUCGCAAGAUCGGGGAGAAGAAAACAGCGCAUCCAUUUAGGUUUGCGCAGUUCAUUUGGUAGCCUUUUUAAAAGAAAAAAAACAUCGGAACUCACGCUGAGUGCUGCCCCUUCAGGCUAGGUUAGUAAAUACGUUAGUUAUACGUUUUUUUUUGUUCUAGCUUAAUCAGCAGUGGAAGAAAACCAACUCUACAAUACGCUCUAUACUGCAUUUUCCAAUCACACUGCAAGUUUGCUUGUUGCCUUUAGUGAUAGUGAUUUAGGGAUUUUUUUAAAAUAUUUUUAUACCAGUAUAUGUCAAACUAUUGUUCGUGUGUGUGUGUGUGUGUGUUUGUGUGCGUAUUUGUGUGCAUAUACUCGUCCCUUGUACAUAUGCUAGGCUAGAGUUGGAAGGGGAGCGUGAAUCGAAAUCGAAAUAACGAUAAGGCUACACAACCUUUCACCUUGUAAGAAUUAAUGGAAGGAAGACAACAAACAAACAAAAAAAAAACACACUUAAGAACUCGAUUGACACAAAAACCCAUCCGCGCUGUGUACAGUUAGUUGCUCAUUUUUAUCCCAUUCUUGUCGAAAACAGGGAUACCGGCUAAACGUUGAAUCAAUAAAUACUGAAAAACAAAA
Messenger RNA from Anopheles gambiae (African malaria mosquito), 10905 nucleotides. It is a transcript of the gene ssh, whose product is annotated as mucin-19. Lineage: Eukaryota; Metazoa; Arthropoda; Insecta; Diptera; Culicidae. Gene Ontology annotation, molecular function: actin binding; protein tyrosine/serine/threonine phosphatase activity. Bases 3035 to 8452 code for a protein of 1805 amino acids. Gene Ontology annotation, biological process: actin cytoskeleton organization; negative regulation of actin filament polymerization; protein dephosphorylation. The transcript has 7 exons. The record is from RefSeq and is a predicted model, not a curated record. Gene Ontology annotation, cellular component: cytoplasm.